Messenger RNA from Salvia hispanica, 2592 nucleotides. The record is from RefSeq and is a predicted model, not a curated record. Lineage: Eukaryota; Viridiplantae; Streptophyta; Magnoliopsida; Lamiales; Lamiaceae.
UCUUUGCGAUGAACAUCGCCUUUUCUGCUUCACAUUUUUUCACUUGUUUCUGUUUAUUGUUUCUCUCCGAUCGUUAGAUUGAUUACUCAGCGAGUGACAUGAUCUAUUCGCAGAUCUGAUUUUUUUGCGAUCGUAGUUGAUCGUAGUAUGUGCAGUGGGCCUGAGCAAUCAAAUCAUAAUUCUUGUACAAUCCAAGGGGCAGCUAUUAACCAAUCGAGCAUGAAGGAUUCGAACAACUUAUCUGUAGAAACUGAUGAUUCUCUCUCCAGUUUGCUUGAAUUUGCGGCCAACAAUGAUGUAGAAUAUUUCAGAAGAUUGAUAGAGGUGAAUUUGUCUGUGGUCGAUGUGGCUGGACUUUGGUAUGUUCGCAAUAAAGGUUCAAAGCAAAUCAACCUGGAAGAAAGAACGCCACUGAUGGUAGCUGCUACUUAUGGUAGUGUGGAUGUCCUUAAGCUAAUAGUUGCGUUGCCUGAAGUUGAUUUGAAUAAAUCAUGUGGUGUCAACAAGUGGACUGCUCUCCAUUGUGCGGCUUUUGGAGGUUCUGUCCAUGCACUUGAUGUUGUAAAGUUGCUGUUAUCUGCUGGCGCUGAUCCCAAUAUUGAGGAUGCCCGUGGCUUGCGUCCAGUUGAUGUAAUUGUAGCUCCUCCCAAACUUCCUGGAGCUAAAGCUGCUCUAGAAGACUUGCUUAUGAAUAACAUUUCUGAUGCGUCUGUUGGUGAGUGCAAUUUACGGGUCACCAUAUCUGGUUCAAAUGCAUCUUCCCCUGUACUGUCAUCAUCACCGGAAAGCAGGUCUGCGUGUUCGCUGUCUGAUUUUGUAUCUUCUCCAACAGCUCCUAAGUUUGUUGAUCCUGCUCCUAAUUCUGUGUUAGAGAAGAAGCAGUAUCCUGUGGAUCCAUCUCUACCGGACAUUAGAAAUAGUAUCUAUUCAACUGAUGAAUUUCGCAUGUUCUCAUUCAAGAUCAGGCCAUGUUCUAGGGCAUAUUCUCAUGAUUGGACUGAAUGCCCUUUUGUUCACCCUGGAGAAAAUGCUCGCAGAAGAGACCCGCGGAAGUACCACUACAGCUGUGUCCCUUGCCCUGAUUUUCGAAAGGGUGCAUGCAGGCGUGGAGAUAUGUGUGAGUAUGCUCAUGGUGUGUUUGAAUGCUGGUUGCACCCUGCUCAGUAUCGGACAAGGCUGUGCAAAGAUGGCACAAGCUGUGGUAGACAGGUGUGCUUUUUUGCGCACACCCAGGAAGAGCUUCGUCCUCUGUACGUCUCUACUGGAUCUGGUGUGCCUUCUCCGAGAUCUGUGGCCUCUACCGCAAGCUUCAUGGACAUGGCUGCAGCCUUGAGCCUUUUGCCUGGCUCCCCAACAUCACAGUCAGUGAUGUCUCCUCCUGCAUUCAAUCAAAUCAUGUCCCCUACAGCAAAUGUGAUGUCUCAUUCAUCUUCUGGAGCUUGGACUCAGCCAAAUGUCCCCACUCUCAGUCUACCCGGUAGCAAUCUGCAGUCCAGUCGCUUGAGAUCUUCCCUAAGUGCUCGUGAUAUUCCACCUGAGGAUCUGAACACGUUGCGGUAUUAUGAUUCCCAGCAACUCAUUUUGAAUGACAUGGCUUGUUUUUCACAGCCACGCCCUAAUUCUGCCAUGUUAGGUUCUGGCCGCUCCCAGACAACAUUGACUCCUUCUAAUCUUGAAGAUCUUUUUUCUGCUGAGAUCACUUCAUCUCCAAGACUUUCUGAUCAGGCAGCGACUUUUGGUGUUUUUUCUCCCUCACAUAAGUCAGCUGUUCUUAAUCAGUUCCAACCACAGCAAAACAUUUUAUCAACCAUAAAUACUAAUGUUUUUUCUCCAAGAAAUGUUGAACAUCCUCUGUUUCAGGCUUCUUUUGGUGUGUCAUCUCCAAGGAUGUCACCAAGAAGCUUAGAGCCAGGAUCCCCCAUGAGUGCCCGUCUCUCAGCUUUUUCUCAGCGUGAGAGGCAGCAGCAGCAGAUGCAGAUGCGCAGCCUCAGCUCCCGGGAACUUGGGUCCAACCAUGCCCUCGUUGUAGGAUCUCCUACAAGUGCAUGGUCUAAGUGGGGACCUGUCAAUGGGAAAGUUGACUGGUCAGUUAGCGCAGAACAUGAAGGUUGUGGUGUGAAGACACCGUCCUCGUUUGAUCGCAGAGCUGAUGGAGAAGACCCCGACUUGUCGUGGGUGCAAUCACUUGUCAAAGAAUCACGACCUGAGAUGAUGGACAAAGCCGCAGCCACUGGCGCUGCACCAUCCGGUGAGUGUUUGAAACCAAAUCCUCAAACUGACUCGGCCGAUCACAUUGUUUUAGGGGCUUGGCUUGAUCAGAUGCGACUUGAUCAGCUCGUAGUCUAGCGAAACAGAUCAUGAAUUCAUUCUUACUUAGAUAAGAAAAAAGUUUAGGAAGUAUAUAAAAGUUUUUGUGCUCUUUUUUUGGCUCGCGGAAAUGAAGUGCAUGUCAAAGGCGGCAGCAGCAGCAGCAGCAAUGAUGGCUUCGCGAGUUCUUAUUGGUAACUGAAAUUUUAUUUUUUUCAUUCAAAAAGAUGUAUUGAAAACCUUACCUCAUUUAUUGAUUAUUACAACCUGAGUUUUCAUUUGUUA